This is a messenger RNA of Ruditapes philippinarum (Manila clam), 6683 nucleotides long. RefSeq lists its product as uncharacterized. The transcript is spliced from 31 exons. The record is from RefSeq and is a predicted model, not a curated record. Gene Ontology annotation, molecular function: protein binding. Bases 240 to 6077 code for a protein of 1945 amino acids. NCBI's taxonomy places the organism in Eukaryota, Metazoa, Mollusca, Bivalvia, Venerida, Veneridae.
GUUUACAAUCUGAAGUGACAGCAACUUACCUGUGAAAUUUUUCGCAUAGGUGAACCGUGACCGGUGUUUUUAAACUUUUAUUAAAGUUGUUUUUAUUGUAGGAUCGGUUAAUUAAACUAAUGCGGAGUAUUAAUUAGACAUUGACAUUGUGUUUUACUUAACUUUUAAUUGUUUUUACGUGAGUUUUAAUGGACAUUCCGAUGUGGGACAAAUUGAAGUAAGGGAUACGCAAGUUAAAUAUGGCCGCCAAACUUAUAGGGGAACGACUACCACGAAAUUGGAGUUACGGUGUUACAAGAGAUGGUCGCAUCUUCUUUAUUGAUGAUGGUACACAAAACACAACAUGGAUUCAUCCACUUACAGGGGAACCAGUUCAGACAGGAUUCACAUCGGUCCCAGGACUUCCAACAGGCUGGGAGCAAGCACUGACAAUUGAUGGGACAGUCUUCUUUAUAGAUCACAAUCGUAGAACAACAACAUUUGAUCAUCCUGUAACAGGUCAUUCUAUAAUGGAGGCUCCAACUCGAACCCCUCCACAGAGUCCGCUAACUAAAGGUAGCCAGCAUAGGAAGAGUGGUAAAUCUCGGACCAUUAAAGCGCCGGCUGCUUCAAGGGAAGAGAACUCCAAGGUCAUUCUUAGAGGAUGGUUACAAAAACAAGAGAGUGGAGGUUUGAAAUUAUGGAAGAAGAAAUGGAGUGUUCUUGCUGACUUUGGUCUGUUUUUCUAUAAGGAUGAUUCAGAACAAAACUGUAUAGGUUCUAUCUUGUUGCCUAGUUACAAGAUCAACCCUUGUAGUUCACAUGAUGUCAACAAGAAGUACGCAUUUAAGGCAGAACAUGAGAAUAUGAAAACAUUUUAUUUUGCUGCCGAGAACCAGGUGGAGAUGGAGAAAUGGGUUGAAGCAUUAAAAAUGGCCUCACUUGUACAGCGAGCUCCAGGGUCAGGACUUGUUCCUAAGAUGAUCCCUAAAUCUCCCAUCAUGAGUUGGAAUGAUGACACAGACAGCCCAGGUAUUUCUCCACCAGACAUGCAACAGUACCCAUUCUCAGGUCAAGAUGGAAAUACUACCAGAGGAAGUGGGGACAAUAGUUUCAUUGAAAGAGCCCCACUACAAGCCCGUGAAAAUAUACAAAACUAUAGUGACCCUUACCAGAGACAUAGAAAUGGGAGUGGUCCUUCUAGUGUCAGUUCAGGAACUUUGCCAAGGGAUAAUAGAGGUCAAGGUCCAGGGCCAGGGUACGGGCAACCAAAUUAUCCAGAUGAUCCCAGAUAUCUUGGAGAUAGAACAGAUAGAAAAAGAAGCUCACAGAGAUCAAAUCAGGGUCAAGGUCUUCCAGAUGAUCAGAGGUCAAUGUCAUCUGUAGGUCAAAGGUCAGCUCAGUAUCCCUCAAGUACUAUGCCAAGGGACAUGAGGCCUAAUCAGCCAGAUAACAGAAGCUUGAGCUCACUUAGAGGUCAAGGUUAUAACUCAUUGCCAAGAGAUCAAAGGUCAAGGCCACAGGAAGGUCAUGAAUUGCCACACAGAACAAAGGAGUACAGAGAAAAUCCAAAAGAUGCCUCAAGGAGAAGAAGGGAUGAUAAUAAUCCAUACAUGACAAUGAUGUCACCUCAUGCAAACGAAAGGAAAAUGGACCCAUUAAAGCACAGUAACAGACCUUUACCACAAGAACCAAGACAUGAGAGACCUCGUAAUCUGGAACCUGCACAUGAGAAGGGCCGGUCAGGUGGCGGGGAUUAUGCCAGCCUUACUAGGAUAAGAGAUAAAUGGCCUAAUCAACAGUUAUCAGACAGUGGGACAACAGGAUCUGGCAGUGAGUCAAACAGACCUAACCACCACCUGUCCCCCACAGGUUCAAGCGGUGAACCAGUGAGACCAAAUCAUCUUUCCCCUACUCAGCAAAAUAGACCAGACCUGUAUGUGGAUAUUCCUCAUACUUAUGUUAAUGUAUAUGAUGAAUCUCAAGUCAGAGACCAUCCACCAGAGUUACCAUCCCGUCCUCCUCUCCCGGCUGAGAUGAGACACCAGAUUGUUGAAGACAUCGCCAAAACACGCUCACCCAACACUCAAAAUGAAAUGAUUAUCGCGGAGAACAACUUGGAGAGGAGAAUGAAUCAACCAGCAUUUUUCAAUUACCCAACACCAACACAGGAAUCUCUACCGUCUUUCCCACAAGAAAGUCCAAGGUCACAGUACUCUCAAAGGUCACAGAGGUCACAGGAUCCAAGGUCAUAUGAACAGGAUAGAGGUCAACCUCAUUUACCAAGGCGACCAGAUAUUGCACAUGAUGCCCCAAUCACGCGCCAAGAUGCCAGAAAUUCAUACCAACCUCCGCCAAAUAAAUACGGUCAUAAUCUAAAUGACUCUAACUUGUCUAAUCAUUUAGAUGGCAGUGAUAUCACUCUUACUAAUGAAGAUGAACGAAAUGAUAAAAUAAGUGAAUUUUACGGCCUUGGCAAAUACAAUGCUAAAAAAGGUCAGAACCGAAAUGAUAAGACCAGGUUUAUGUCUGACAUAGAUGUGCGGUCAAAUACAGUGCCUUACAAACCACAGACAGGUAUUACUGGUGAAAAAGAUUUUAGAUUACGUAGUUUACCAGAUCACGUUCAGUCUAUGCCGGCAUUGUAUCACGAGCAGCAGCCAUUAUCAAUACAAGUACCUGAACGUGAGCCAGUUAAUAGUUACAUGAACCUGUCUGCAGCUAGUAGUAUACCUAAUGGCCAUGAACCUGCGGACCAAGAUCAAAGAAGAUCUGCAUUCAGACCUCUAUCAGCAAACUCUUUACAAAGAAUUCCAAGCACUGGAAGCUAUCCAGAUGAUCGCUAUGGUGAUUAUAGAGAUCAGAGUCAUAGAGAAGAUUAUCCCAAUCAGGGUCGAUCAGGAGAUUACAAUAUGUCCCCUAAUUACUCGGAUCAAGGUCGAUUUAAUGACUACAACACCCCUCAACAGGAUCAAACCGAUGUAAAGAGAUUAUCAUCUGCUAGUUCACAACUUUCUCAAAAUAGAAUACCCCCAUGGAAGCAAGAUACAUUACAAGGAGAUCAUGAUCCUGGCAGACAAAACAGGGGUCAAGGUUACAAGGGUCAAGGUCAGAGAGGUCACAGACCACCACCAGCAAUACAUACAGUGAAAGAAGACCCAGACAUGCCCGAUUCACAAGUGAUAGAGACUGAACUUCCAAAGAAAGUGUUCCCUCUGAAUGGACCUAGAUUACGGAUGAGUAUUUCUGCUACUGAUUUACUGGGUAAAACUCAUGACGAGUUGGUGCUAUUAUUGAUACAGUUAAGGCGGGACAAGGCGGAGUUAAAUGAACAAAGGGAUGGUAUUAGAAAAAAUGUUGAACAAAACAGACCAGCAGAGUUCUAUUACAGAAAAUUACAAAAUGAGGGUAGACCUAUAGAUGGUGAAAAAGAACUUCAACAUAGAAGAUAUGUAGAUCUGAAACAUAAGCUAGAUGAGGUGGAGAAAAAGUUGGAGGUAUAUAAACCACUGGUGAAUCUUGUAUGUAACAUGGUAACCAUGGGAAGUUUAUAUGGAGGCGACAAUCUCAUGUUAGCAACAGAAUAUAGAAAGCAUUUGUUAUCACCAGAACAGUAUUCUCCACCUAAGAAGAUGUUGGAGUUUUCCCGGAAGCACCAGGAAGAUCAGGUUAUACAGGGGAUAGAGGAAGAUGUUAAACAACUCACCCAGGAACAGGCAGAUCUCGAGGAGAAGUUAAAUAGACUGUAUGACCUUGAUAAAGUUAUCCAGGACCAGUCAUUCCAAGUUACCAGUCUGAAAGAGGAUAGGGAAAUGUUAGAGCGAGCACUCGGUGGUUUAUUGAAGAAACAAGAUCAACAUUGCACCAAUCAAUAUGAGCUUAAUAAACUAUUACAACAACAAAAAACUAUAGAGAAAGAGUUAUCCAGAGUUUUACAACAGUUAGCCGAGGCAUCUAAGGAAUUGGAAGAAACAACAGCUGAAAAUAACAAACUUGAACAUGAGGUGGCACUACUGAGGUCAAAGGUUCAUGGAAAUGUUUCACGCAGCAAGAGUGCACCAUCACUGUCCAGUGAGUCGCUACGCACUAAGAUGAAAAUGGAGAAAGAUUUAGCAAAAGUUAAGAACAUUAUGGCCGGUCUGUCACAAGAGGGAGCCAGGUUACAGGAAAUGAUGAGCACAUUAAGGAAGCCAAAGUCAGCAACAGAACCCCAAAGUCCUCCUUUCCAACAAGGGAGACUUCCAGGUACUGACCAGAGAGAUGGGAGAAAACUAGACACCCGGAAACAAGAUGGAAGAAAACAAGAUGGCAGCACAUAUUAUGAGACUGACCUUGACAAUGGCCAGUCAAAGGAUCUAGCUCAAGUGACUGCACUUCUGGCAUCAUACCAUUUACUACCAGAACAGCCAAUGGAGGACAUAAGUCACGAGGCACCCACUACAAGAUCUGAGGUUGGAAGAAGUUUUGGAUCCCCUCCACCAAGCACAGAAGAGGGAACAAGUGCAUUUAGAACAGUGAGUCCAUCCCGCAAGGAAGAUGACACAACUUAUCAUGCAUCACUAGUACAGGCAACAUUUCAACCAAAUACACAAUCACAGUUAGAGAGUGGAAUGGAGACAGAUGGGUCACCAGAUCAGUGGGAUAUUGGUGAAGCAGACGACAAUACUAAAAGAUUUUUUGGUUUGAUACCAAAGUCUAUGCCAAAACAGCAGACGGUACGUGAUGUGAAGAGAAUCUCAGAGACGCGAAAAGAAGUAAAGAAAAGAGAAGACUCACCUCCAUUACGUGUGGGGGUCAUUCCUUCAGAUUAUAAUGACAACACCCAUGUAUAUGAAAACCUUCCUCAGCAGAAAUCUUCGUCUUCCACGGAGGAGAAGUUGCCAUGGGCAGCGUUAGUGAAGGACGAUGGAGCAGCUUCGGGCACGCCAAGACGGCGCUCAAAUUUACACCUCAUGGCUCCGAAACCUUUCUCUCUAAAUAGUAAACCCACACCUUAUAGCAGUGUAAACAAUAUAUCCAUGUAUAAUAGCCAGAAUCUUGACCAAUCAGACGCACCCUUACAUAAUAAUCAUAAUACUCAAGAUAGCCAAUCACAUUCUAUAAGUGAUAAUUUGAACACUUUUGAAAACAACCAAUCAAAUGAUAGCUAUAAACCCACAGAGCCAAUGGCAACACAGCUUUCAAACAAGACUCCACCCCCACCUCCUGUGAGAGGAACCAGCAAGUAUAUAGCAGAUGUCCCCAACUUGGAAAGGUUUCAAGAAAUGUUAAAGAAGUCAUCAAGUAAUCGGAACUAUGAGAUACCUGUGCCUGCAAUAUUGAAGAAAGGUCGUAAUGCAAGAAAUUCUCAGAAAGGACGAUAUUUGACAAUAUCAAGCUCUGAACCAAUCAAAUUAGAGCAGAACAUUUCACAGUCACCUAAACUUCACUCACAAGCAGGAGAUCUUAUUACCUCUAUGGAUAUACCAGAUAUUGUUAAAAGUUCAACAACAAAAUCUGACUUGUAUGAUGAAAGAACUAUAGAGAGGGAAAUAUUGUAUUUCCCGGAGAAGGUAGAAAUCCCGGAACGUUACAUUCCUGAUUCAGAUGAUGAAAGUGUUACAGAGGAAGAAAAGGCAUCGCGGCGAGAAAAAGCGAACAAAAUUAAGAAGAUUCUUACACAACAAAGUGUGCACUCCCUGUCCCAACCCGACGUGAGCAAGGUAGCGGGCGAGGUCCACGAGCGCGUACAACACGAGAAGCAACAACGCGCCCUCCUGCUAGGUAUCAAUCAAGAGCUCGCUGAACAAGUCAAGAAAAAAUCAAGACAAUAUGCUGCUGAAAGAAGAAAAACAUGGUCCGGGACGACUCAGAAAGUUGACGUGGAGCCCGACCAUCACGCGGAAACAGACGACGAGCAUCAUGGUGACGCGAACAAUAAUUCGUACACGGCACGUGAUGAUAAAGAAGUGUAUUAUACGGAGAAAUCAUCAUACGACACUGACUUAUAUCACAGUGACUUAUACACGAGCCCGCGGCAGUACGACGACGCCCCGAAUUACUACAAUGCUAAUUAUAAUACUACCUCAUAUGAUAAUCGGCCAAAUUUUAAAAUUUAACACUGAACAAAUUUUUGAAUAAUCAAGUGCUGAUUCACUGUAGUUUAGAAUACUUAUAAAGCAGCAAAUUUCCUUCUAUUAUGUUUGAACAUUUGUAUAAAGAACUGUUUAUUUACUCAUCCUUCAAAGUCAUUUUUAAUCUAAGAAGUUAAACUGUUAUGCCCUCACUAAAAUAUCUUUUUCCUAUCUAACGCUUGCGUAAGAAAUCACAAAUAAUGCUAAUGCCCUUUUAAAUAAUUAAUAAUGUGUUGAACUAAGUAUUUUAAUACCUGAGGAACACAUAGUUAACAAACAUUUUUUAAACCAUUUUUCAUUUUAAACCUUGCAUUCUUCAUUUAUUCAUUAUACAUGUUAAAUUCUUAAUGAUAGAACAAUUUUCCUGCUGUAUUUUAUUAGAUAUUUUUAUCAGUAAUAAGUUUAUAUACAAAUGUGACAUGAAAAUAUGUGCAGGCAGUGUUUAACAUAACUAAAAUUGUAUGGGUCUAUACAUGUAUUUGGCUUAUGUUCAUUUGUGUUUCAUUCUUGAACUAAGAACAAAAACUUACUCUAGACUUGUUUGUACACCAGAGAAAUUACAAUGUUGUAUAUGGAUUACAUAUAACUUCU